Messenger RNA from Bolinopsis microptera, 645 nucleotides. Its product is annotated as zinc transporter ZIP2-like. The transcript has 4 exons. The record is from RefSeq and is a predicted model, not a curated record. Gene Ontology annotation, biological process: zinc ion transmembrane transport. NCBI's taxonomy places the organism in Eukaryota, Metazoa, Ctenophora, Tentaculata, Lobata, Bolinopsidae. Gene Ontology annotation, cellular component: plasma membrane. Gene Ontology annotation, molecular function: zinc ion transmembrane transporter activity. The coding region runs from base 284 to 631 and encodes 115 amino acids.
UGCUGGUAGAAAAUACCAGCGUACCUAUUACAACAUAUGAUUUAGGAAAUAAAGAACGGAUAACUAUUGAAACAAUAGUUUGAAACGAAACAUUAUUUAAGCAAAGAAAAAAGAAAUUUCCCUCAAAAAAAUACUGAAUAAGUUCAAAACAUGUCCUACUUUUCAGGUAGCAGUAGAGAUAAACCUAUGGCGAGACAGCAGUGACAACAACUUUCUGAAAUCUCUACCAAUAGCAGAGAUACUGGAGUGUAUUGGUUUUGUGAGCAUACUCCUGGUGGAGAGUAUGGUGGACUCCCAUGGGCAUGGCCACAGUCACGGCCAGCCAUUAACAGACGCAAAUGGGAACAAGGAAGAAACUGUAUCAUUAAAAGAGAUGGGUGAGACGUCUUCUUUGAGGAUAAGCUCUGUCAAUCCCCCACCUGUAGCACAGCCCAAGAAAAAAAGCGUAGGAGUGUUGAUAUUCGCACUAGCUGUUCACUCUGUAUUCGAAGGACUAGCUAUUGGCGUGGAAGCAAAAACGAUGACCUUCAUCCAACUUGCUGGAGCAAUACUUAUACACAAAUGUGUGGUGGCGUUUGCUGUGGGAACCCGGCUUAUAGACGCUGAGUUUUCUAAAAAUUAUGCUUUAUAGGUCCACACAUGAGA